AUGGAGUGGCUGUGGACCUGGAUCCAAGUGCUGUGCUUUCUAGUGCUCACAGACCUGUUGUGGACUUUGCCCAUCUCUAAGGAACAAUGGCCAAGGCCUGAGGACAUGGAACUGGCUGAGGGUUACCUGAGGAGGUUCUACCACAUGAGUCCCAGCAGUGGCCUCCGGCCCCGCAGUAGGAGGGCCACCUCCACCUCAGCCCUCGAGGAGAAGAUCAGGGAGAUGCAGGGUUUCUUUAGUCUGAAGCAGACUGGCAGAUUGGAUCUCCAGACCCUCUCUGUGAUGAGGAAGCACAGGUGUGGAGUGCCUGACGUGGAAAACUACAGCUUUUACCCUGACCAGCCCAAGUGGAAGAAUCACACCAUUACAUACAGGAUUUCUCAGUACACCCCUGACCUUACACGGGAAGAGGUGGAUACCUCAUUCCGUUUGGCCCUGAAGAUCUGGAGUGACGCGGCCCCACUGAAGUUCAUCAAGGUCAACCACGACACGGCAGACAUCGUCCUCUCCUUUGCAAGAAAAACUCAUGGAGACUUCUUUCCCUUUGACGGCCCCAAGGGUGUUCUGGCCCACGCCUUCGAGCCAGGGGAGGGCAUGGGGGGAGAUGUGCACUUUGACGAGGAUGAAAUCUGGACGAUGGGGCAUCGCAAGCUAGGUUACAACCUGUUCACUGUUGCGGCCCAUGAGUUUGGCCACUCCCUGGGCCUCUCCCAUUCCAAAGACCCCUCAUCUCUCAUGUACCCCAACUACAAGUAUUACAAUGGAGCACAGUACACACUGCCACGAGAUGACGCACUGGGAAUCCAGGCGCUGUAUGGUGAACUUUGCUAUUAUUUCCAAGGCAAGCCAGUCAGAAAACAGGAUCCACCUAACCUUCUUAAGAAGUGCGAUCCCAACUUCUCUGUUGAUGCAGUGGCAUUGUUCGGGAAGGAGAUUGUUUUCUUUAAAAACAGGUACAUGUGGUUGAGGACAACAUGGACGACAUACUGGAACCGUCUGAGUGAGGGCCCCAGCAGCACAUACCUCCCCAGCAUCAACUCUCCUGUGGACGCAGCCUAUGACAUCCCUGCCAAAGGCGUGGCAUAUGUCUUCACUGGUGACAAAUACUGGGGAAUAAGGGCUUAUGCAAAGACAAUCCUCCCUGGUUAUCCAAAGUCAAUCUCCAACCUGGGCUUCCCCUCAUCAGUGACUUAGUUAGAUGCAUCUGUGUAUGUGCCAACCAGAGGGAAAACAUUCUUCUUUGUGGGCAACAAAUACUGGAGCUUUGUUGAGGCAAGACGCCAAGUGGACUAUGGAUAUCCUCUAUCCAUAACUCAGGAUUUCACAGGCAUUGGCUCCAAAGUGGACGCUGUCUGUCAGAACUUUGGUUACCUUUUCUUCUCAGAUGGUCCAAGGCAGAGUGAGUACUAUCUGGCAUUUAAACGGGUGAUACGUGUUCCACUGAACUACGGCUGGCUGGAUUUCUACUAA
Molecule: messenger RNA, 1470 nt
Organism: Coregonus clupeaformis (lake whitefish)
Lineage: Eukaryota; Metazoa; Chordata; Actinopteri; Salmoniformes; Salmonidae
Product: collagenase 3-like
Exons: 10
Biological process (GO): proteolysis; collagen catabolic process; extracellular matrix organization
Cellular component (GO): extracellular matrix
Molecular function (GO): zinc ion binding; metalloendopeptidase activity
Source: RefSeq, a predicted model, not a curated record